Messenger RNA from Amorphotheca resinae ATCC 22711, 243 nucleotides. RefSeq lists its product as hypothetical. NCBI's taxonomy places the organism in Eukaryota, Fungi, Ascomycota, Leotiomycetes, Helotiales, Amorphothecaceae. The coding region runs from base 1 to 243 and encodes 80 amino acids. The transcript has a single exon. The record is from RefSeq and is a predicted model, not a curated record.
AUGCAAAAGAGGCCGGCGCGUGUUCAGAAUAUAACCUCGAAAGAAUACUUGACAAAUAGUAACGACAAUGACAAAAUCAUUAACGAGAAGAGAAUGGACAACGAGAAAAGAAUGGACAACGAGAAAAGAAUUGAGAACGAGAAGAGAAUUGACAACGAGAAAAGAAUUGAGAACGAGAAGAGAAUUGACAACGACAAUAACAUUAACAACGACAAUUCGGGAGAGUGGCACAUUCUAAGCUAG